GUCGUCUUAAAUCUCUCCUUAAAAUCUUUCUAUAUAAUACCUAAAGGGUUAGCUCUAGCACAAGCACACACAGAGAGAUAGAGAAAAAUAUAACAAAUUUUAAGCCAUGUCCUCGUCACUAUUCUCUUAUGUUGUCCUCUUAAUCUUCCUUUUCACCAUCCCAUACAUUCAAAGCCAGCCCACUGCUCCAGCUCCAACCACUGAAAAAAGUCCCAUCAAUCUCACAGCGAUUCUUGAAGCUGGUCACCAAUUUACCACAUUAAUACAACUCCUCAACACAACUCAAGUCGGGUUUCAGGUAAGUGUACAACUCAAUAGCUCUGACCAAGGGAUGACUAUAUUUGCCCCAACAGAUAACGCAUUCAACAAGCUUAAACCCGGAACCCUAAACAGUCUGACAUAUCAACAACAAAUCCAGCUCAUGCUCUACCAUAUCAUUCCAAAAUACUACUCUCUAAGCGAUCUUCUCUUAGCAAGUAAUCCCGUUAGAACUCAGGCUACGGGACAAGACGGAGGUGUUUUUGGGUUAAAUUUCACAGGACAAGCACAAAGCAACCAAGUGAAUGUUUCCACCGGUGUUGUUGAGACUCGGAUCAAUAAUGCAUUAAGGCAACAGUUUCCUCUAGCAGUUUACGUGGUGGACAGUGUGUUGUUGCCGGAGGAGUUAUUCGGAACAAAGACCACUCCCACCGGAGCUCCUGCCCCGAAAUCCUCAACUUCAUCGUCUGAUGCCGAUUCUCCAGCUGCUGAUGAUGAGCACAAAUCUGCCGGAUCAAGCGUGAAGAGGACAAGUCUAGGGAUUGUUGUUAGCUUUGCAUUGUUUUGUUGCUCGGUUAUAUAUAUUGCUUGAACCUUUAACUAAAAGCGAGGGAAACGUUCCCGAAAAACAAACAUUUAUUUGCAUGAUUGAUUUGAUUCAUCUAUGCCUUGAUAUUUCUUUUUUGAAAUUUCCUUUAUAAAAAUACAUGUAUUAUUUUUUUGAAUUUAAAUACAUGUAUUAUUAAAUGAU
Arabidopsis thaliana (thale cress) is the source of this 1009-nucleotide messenger RNA. It is a transcript of the gene FLA6, whose product is annotated as FASCICLIN-like arabinogalactan 6. The transcript has a single exon. Bases 107 to 850 code for a protein of 247 amino acids. Gene Ontology annotation, cellular component: membrane; plasma membrane. The record is from RefSeq and is marked reviewed. Lineage: Eukaryota; Viridiplantae; Streptophyta; Magnoliopsida; Brassicales; Brassicaceae.